UUUGAGGCCAUGAGAAAUCACAUGUUGUUACUCCUAUUUCUCAUCAACUCCUGCCUCGCUUUUUAUCUCCCAGCCAUUGCACCAGUAAACUACUGUGCGGUUCCCACAGAUACAUGCAAGAACACCAUCCUACCGGUGCUUGUUAAUCGAUUGGACUCUACAGAGUCAGCCAUUCCCUAUGAUUACACAAAGUUCGAUUUUUGUCCAAUCGACAAAUCUAAAGCCCCUCCAUCAGAAAACUUAGGACAGGUUCUCUUUGGUGACAGAUAUCAUGUCUCUGAAUACCAGAUUCAGUGGAAGAAAUCGGAAACAUGUAAAAAGCUGUGCGACAAAACGUACAAGCAGGAUAAUAAGGAUGACCUCAGUAACCUAGAGGCAAUAAAGAAGAUUAUAGCUCAAGAUUAUCAACAACACUGGGUGGUAGAUAACAUGCCAGUAGCUUGGUGUACACAGAACACUAACUCCAAUCAGAAGGAUAUCUGCACUACCUCAUUCCCUGUGGGAUGUUUCAUUGACAAGAACGGACAAACUCUAAGCAGAUGUGACCCCCCUCAUGUAAGUGGAAAGGAGUACUACUAUCUUCUGAACCAUGUUGAGAUUACGAUAGAGUAUAAGAGUAUGAACGAUGGAUCUGGCCGAGUUGUCGCCGUCAAAAUCAAACCUACCUCACACGCCAGCUCAGGAGAGGGUGAAUCCUGCAGUAACUCCCAAGCUCUGGCUCUAGAGUUCGACUCCUCUGGGUCUCUCACCGUGCCCUACACCUACUCAGUAACAUGGGUAGAGAACAACAAGGUAGAGUGGGCCUCUAGGUGGGAUUAUCUCCUCAACUCAAGUAACCAAGUCAACGUACAGUGGUAUAGUAUCCUAAACAGUAUAGUGAUAGUGUUAUUCUUAAGUGGGAUGGUUGCUAUGAUCUUACUGAGGACCCUUCAUAGAGAUAUUGCCAGAUAUAACCAACUUGAUCCCGAGGACCCGCAAGAAGAGUUUGGUUGGAAGUUGGUACAUGGAGAUGUAUUCAGGCCGCCCAGGAAGGGUAUGAUGCUGAGUGUCCUGAUCGGAAGUGGAGCUCAGGUCUUCAUGAUGAUCUCUGUUACACUCGUGGUAUCGUGUCUUGGUUUCCUGUACCCUGGUAACAGAGGGUUCCUGCUCAGUAUGGGUGUGGUCAUGUACGUCUGUUUCGGAUCACCUGCCGGCUACUUCUCUGCUAGGAUUUACAAGAGUUUUGGAGGAGAGAAGUGGAAGAGUAAUGUGCUGCUCACUGCUUUCUUUGUUCCUGCGAUUGUUUUCUCCGUGUUCUUCGUACUAAAUCUGGUUCUCUGGGGCGAAGGAUCCUCGUCAGCUGUACCAUUCGGAACACUUUGCGGUGUCUUGGCUCUAUGGAUUUGCGUAUCUGUGCCACUUACCUUCGUUGGUGCAUUCUUUGGAUUCCGGAAGGAAGCUAUCACCUACCCGACCCAAACAAACCAGAUUCCUCGUCACAUUCCUGAACAGUCAUUUUACACGAAGAGAGUUCCUGGCAUUCUUAUGGGCGGAGUUUUACCUGUGGGCAGCGUUUUCAUUCAGCUUUACUUCAUCUUCAACAGCAUAUGGGCUCACCAGAUCUACUACAUGUUCUGGUUCCUGUUCAUCGUGUUCCUGAUCCUGGUGAUCACGUGUGCUGAAACCACCAUCCUCCUCUGCUACUUCCACCUCUGUUCGGAGGACUAUCACUGGUGGUGGAGAGCUUACCUGAGCAGCGGCUCUACAGCUCUCUACUUCUUCCUAUAUUCUAUUUACUUCUAUGCAGAGCGGCUACAGAUGGAAGGUGCUGCGUCUCUCUUCAUCUUCUUUGGUUACACCUUUAUCAUGGCCAUCUAUUUCUUCCUUUUGACUGGUUUCGUGGGAUUCAUGUCAUGCUUCUUCUUCAUCAACAAGAUCUACUCUGUUGUCAAGACCGACUAGGUUGACACUAAUAGAGGUUGAGUUAGAAGCUAGGGGAGAAGAAUGCGAAGAAUUCGAUACAUCAGAAGUGCAUUUUAUUAUCUGAUGAACGCCUGUAAAAGUACUGGCAUUGGUCCUUCCAGAUAAGAGUAAGGCUGUCUGGGCUCAGGAUUGUGUCUAAUUUUAUCUGGGUGAAGAGUUUGAACUGGUGAUAUUGAAAUAGAUAAAAAAUGUUAUUUUAAGGAAAGCAUGUGAAUACUAUUCCGGGAUACAAAUACGAUUAAAAUUACUUUUGAUAAGAGAUCAUAUCCAGUAAAAAUUUCACUGAUUAGAUUUCCCAAAAAGAAAUUCCGGCUUACUAUGUUGAAACGUAUGCUACACUUCCUCAUUUCGGCUAAUAUCUUCCCUUAAAACUAUUUGUAAGGGACAACGGUUAUAUUUUCAGUUUUAUAUUUGUUGUGCAUGCUUGUCAAGUAGGCAUUUAGUUUUACGAGUAGGUGAUAUAAGUAACCCAGAAUUUUGACUAGGAUAAUUGAUGCAUGUUGAUUAUUCGGAUAGAGUGAUAUCUGAACGAAAUACUUUGAUAGUACAAUAGUAUUAUUGUGUAGUGUUUAUUUAUAUAAUGUUCGUUCUGUCAUUCAAAACCAGCUGGUCUAUAACAAAAAAGUUCCAAGCUUAAUUAAUCUGCAUUUUUGGAGCUGCAUUCGCUAUCGUCGGUCUAUUAUUUUCUCAAAUCCCACAGAAUUCAAAUGUUCAUAAAAUGUAAAAUUAAAAAUCUAGCGCAUAACAAUUUGUUUCGUUAGGCAAUAUUCGGUUAAUAAAAUCUGUACAACUUUUUUGUUUGAAUGUUAUUGAAUGAACGAUAGAAAUUUAAGCUGAA
This is a messenger RNA of Bolinopsis microptera, 2800 nucleotides long. Its product is annotated as transmembrane 9 superfamily member 2-like. The record is from RefSeq and is a predicted model, not a curated record. NCBI's taxonomy places the organism in Eukaryota, Metazoa, Ctenophora, Tentaculata, Lobata, Bolinopsidae. Gene Ontology annotation, biological process: protein localization to membrane. Gene Ontology annotation, cellular component: membrane. Bases 10 to 1941 code for a protein of 643 amino acids. The transcript is spliced from 18 exons.